AUGUCGGUGUCCCUGUCCAGCAUCCCCGUAGUGCUGAAGGACAAGAGCUACCCGGUCGGCAUGCUGAAGGGCAGCCCCGCUCGGGGCUUCUACCCGGGCCCCCACCCCUACGUGGACUUCUUCCCGCGGACUCAUAACCUCCUCCACCCGCUCAAAUCCCUCGGUCGCCUGGUAUCGGACACUCAGGCAUCCCUGCCGCUCAGCCUUCACGGCGGAUCCGCUCCGUUCCUCGGGCACCACGCUUCGGUCCUGCACGAACACAUGUUGAGCGCCUCCGGCCUCCCCUACCUGAGCCAGAUGUUGCCCGCGCAGCCGCUCUACUCCAAACCGGAGGAGCUGGCCGCUGUGGUGACGGAGCACGCCGCCGGUCCGCUGUCCUCGGACUUCAGCAGCCCGUCCAGCGAGAGGUCCUCCUCCGCCUCUUCCUCCGCUGCCUCGCCGCCAAAGGAGAGCCUCUUUCGCCUCCGGAGCGCGGACCUGUCGCCGGACUCAACGCGCGCGUCUUACAAUUUCAGCGAGGAUGACUUGUUCAUGGUGCUCUACGGCUACUCCGGCAGCCAGGAGCGAAACGUGGGUCACGCUAUAUCAGGACUGGCCCUGCCCGACAAGUCAGUUUCUGACACUCAAAUUCUUCCUUUGGACAAAGAAACGCUGGAGCUCCCAGAGGGGUUGACCAUCCUCCAGUCAGUCUGGGGAAGCGUCUCACACCGCGGAGUUUUCACCGACAAGAGCAGUAUUCCGAAAGGGACGCGCUUCGGACCUUUCCAGGGAAAACUGGUCAACACCAGCGAGAUUAAAACAUACGACGACAACACUCUGAUGUGGGAGGUGUUUGAAAACGGCCGGUUGAGCCACUUUGUGGAUGGCAGGGGAGGCUCAGGGAACUGGAUGUCUUUAGUGAAGUGUGCGCGUUUCCCAGACGAGCAGAACCUGAUUGCUGUGCAGGUCCAGGGUCAGAUCUUCUACGAGGCCUGCAAAGAGAUCCGACCAGAACAGGAGCUGCUGGUGUGGUAUGGCGACUGCUACAUGCAAUUCCUCGGCAUCCCCCUCACCCUGAAAGACCCCGCAGAGGACAACAACGUGGUUCUCCCAGCUGAAGAUGCCGGUGAGGGCUUCAAGUGUGACAGAUGCGGGAAGGUGUUCGCGUACAAGUACUACAGAGACAAGCACCUGAAGUACACACGCUGCGUGGACCAGGGCGACAGGAAGUUCCCGUGUCACCUCUGCAACAGAUCCUUCGAGAAGAGAGACAGAUUAAGGAUCCACAUUUUACACGUUCACGAAAAGCACAGGCCUCACAAGUGCUCAGUGUGUGGAAAGAGUUUCUCCCAGUCGUCCAGUCUCAACAAACACAUGCGUGUGCACUCUGGAGAGCGGCCAUACAAGUGUGUCUACUGCAAUAAGGCCUUCACUGCCUCCAGUAUUCUGCGGACACACAUCCGCCAGCACUCCGGAGAGCGGCCCUUCAAGUGCAAGCACUGCGGGAAGGCCUUUGCCUCGCACGCCGCCCACGACAGCCACGUCCGGCGUACCCACGCCAGGGACAAGCCCCAUCCCUGCGACCUGUGCGGGGCUUCUUUUCAAGAGGAACAGGAACUCCAUUACCACAUGAAAAAUCACAAAAAUAGAAAAAUCCUGGACAGCACAGUUCUUCCGUCUUCUCCGGGAAGUGGAUCACAGAAAGACUCCGUGUUUCCAGUGAAGGAGAAUUCAAAAAUACAGAAAAACACCGGACAAAACUUUCCUUACACCGGGCUGACAGUUUUAAAUCCAGAAUAUCGGCCCUGGAACUAG
Messenger RNA from Chelmon rostratus (copperband butterflyfish), 1794 nucleotides. RefSeq names its product PR domain containing 14 (gene prdm14). Lineage: Eukaryota; Metazoa; Chordata; Actinopteri; Chaetodontiformes; Chaetodontidae. The transcript is spliced from 9 exons. Gene Ontology annotation, cellular component: nucleus. Bases 1 to 1794 code for a protein of 597 amino acids. The record is from RefSeq and is a predicted model, not a curated record. Gene Ontology annotation, biological process: regulation of transcription by RNA polymerase II. Gene Ontology annotation, molecular function: RNA polymerase II transcription regulatory region sequence-specific DNA binding; protein binding.